CCCAAGAAUGUGAAGGUGGGGCGUUUUGCAAUAUUCAGGAAAUUGUCAUUUUUCUAUUUAUCUCAGAGUAGAGAUGUACAAAUGUAUUUCCUUUUUUUCUUAGCGUGCUUACACUUCUAAGAACUCUUUGAAUGGUUCCCUAUUCAACAUAAUGAUGACGAGAAAACCCAACCAACCUCAACCCCCAAAGAGAAGAGGAAAGGUCCGUGCUAGUGCCAGUGGGCAAAUUGACUCACUGGACAACAAUACCAUGACUGACUCAGAGACAGUUCCUCCAUCACAAAUGAGGCACCUGACCAUGAUGCAGCAUGGCGACAACCUCCUCAAGUUUCUAAACGAGGACCGAACGAAGCAGAGGUUCUGCGACGUCUCCGUCAGUGUGGGCGGGAAGCGCUACAGGGCCCACAAAGCCAUGUUGGCGCACGGUAGCAGCUACUUCCACGCCGAGCUGACCAAAAACCCAACCGCCGAUCACGUGAUUCUCGACCACGUGGAGGAUUCCGUGUUCCAACACUUACUGCACCUCCUUUACACGGCCGAGUGCGUCAUUCCCGAGAGCGAGGUCCCUGCCCUGACUGAAGCGGCCGGCUUCCUGGACAUGAUGGAUGUAGUGAAGCUCCUGGCAGGAGAGGGGGAUGGCCGGCCAGCGCUUGCCCGAGAGGAGGUUAAGUCCGUGGGGGAACCAAGCUCAGAGAAGACCUCUAUAGCUUCUGACCUUCCAUCGGACUGUGUCGGGGUCCAAAGCCCAGUCCAUUCUGGUGCCCACCAUUGUUCGUUCUGCAGCCGCACGUUUUGCUACAAGAAGUCUCUGGAGAACCAUUUAAACAGGAACCACAGUAGCAACACCGAAGUAGACGCCAGAGAAAAGGUGGUUAAUCAAGAGGUUACUACCAUGGUAACCACGACCCGGAGGUCUGCCCGCAGGAGGAGAGUUCCCGCUAAAUUGGAGAGAGGGGACGCGGACAGCUCCGGCGCAACAGAGGGGACGCUACAUCAAGACCCCGCUAGUCGAGACCCAACCACCACAGAGGAAGACGACGAGGAAGAAGAAGAAGAUGGGAGAAAACCAAAGCACAUAUCCGACACAGGAGAUGCACUCACCCCAACCGAGGGUGAGGAGGCGGAAGAGGAGAGGGAGGAGGAGAUGGUGGAGGAACGUCAAAGUGCGUUAGUACGGAGAGCAAGAGAGAGCGGUGAGAGUUCAGAGGUGGAGACAACAGAACACCACACAGUCAAUGAGGUGGAGGUAUAUAGUCAGGCUGCCAAUGGUUCUAACUAUGGAGCAGUGUACCCAGAGGGACUGGCUCCUGUCAUCAUCCAGAGCGUAAGCAAGAAGACGCUCAAGUGCCCCAAGUGUGACAAGACCUUUGACCGCACAGGGAAGUAUGAGAGUCACACCAGGGUACACACGGGAGAGAAGCCCUUCCAGUGUGACGUGUGUCUGCAGUGUUACUCCACCAAGUCAAACCUCACUGUACACAAGAAGAAGCACGCCAGUGACGCCCCCUUCCAGAAGAAGGACCACAAGUGCUCCUUCUGCAACAAGCUCCACGCCAGCAAAAAGACCCUCGCCAAACACGUCAGAAGGUUCCACCCGGAUCACAUUCAGGAGUUCCUGGCCAUGAGGAGGAAGAAGAACGAUGGAUGGAAGUGUGAUAUCUGCCACAAGUCUUUCACACGUAGACCCCAUCUGGAGGAACACAUGAUUCUACACACGCAAGACCGACCCUUCAAAUGUGCCUUCUGCGACGACUACUUCAAGUCCAGGUUUGCCCGCUUGAAGCAUCAAGAAAAGUACCAUUUAGGUCCGUUCCCAUGUGACAUCUGUGGCCGCCAGUUCAACGACACGGGUAACAGGAAGAGGCACAUUGAAUGUACACACGGGGGCAAGAGAAAAUGGACCUGCUUAAUCUGUGGGAAGUCAGUGAGGGAGAGGACAACGUUGAGAGAACAUUUGCGGAUUCACAGCGGAGAGAAACCUCACCUCUGCAGUAUCUGUGGACAGAGUUUCCGCCACGGCAGCUCUUAUAGGCUUCAUCUUCGCGUCCACCACGACGACAAGCGCUACGAGUGUGACGAAUGCGGAAAGACGUUCAUACGCCACGACCAUCUGACCAAACACCAGAAGAUACACUCGGGGGAGAAAGCCCACCAGUGUGAAGAGUGUGGGAAGUGUUUCAGGCGUCAUGAUCACCUGACCGUCCAUUACAAAAGUGUCCACCUGGGAGAGAAGGUGUGGCAGAAGUAUAAAACAGCUGUGCAUCAGUGUGAGGUCUGUAAGAAGGAGUUCAAAGGGAAGUCCAGUCUGGAGAUGCACUUCAGAACACACUCAGGUGAAAAACCUUACCGAUGCCCCGUGUGCCAACAGACGUUCCGCAUUAAGAAGACCCUCACCAAGCACAUGGUGAUCCACUCGGAUGCCCGCCCCUUUAACUGCCCGCACUGCAGUGCCACCUUUAAGAGGAAAGACAAGCUGAAGUAUCAUAUGGACCAUGUACACGGUGCUAAGUCCACUGAGCAGCAGCAGCACCACCAGCAGCAGCACCGCCAGCAGCCUCCGGUGGUGCAGACAGAGGAUAAGAUGGUGACUCUGCCUUAUAAUACCCACGGCCCCUCCAAAGUGUACCGGGCUGAACCCAAGACCGUUCUCCAGAAUGUCCCCUCCGAUGUGUGUGUGCCUGUCACGCUGGUGCCCGUCCAGAUGCCCAGGGUGGUCUCGGGGGUACAGGGUGACCUGAGGGGACACGUAACCUGCCCACCCCAAGGUCAGGGGCAGCAGCAGACAGCUGGGGGGUACCAGACUGCCACAGAGCUGGCGUUCCUGGAGAAGUACACGCUUACCCCCCAGCCGGCCAACAUUGUUCACCCGGUGCAGCCUGACCAGAUGUUGGACCCCAGGGAUCAGUCGUACCUGGGCACCCUGCUGGGCCUGGACUCUGCCACCCCCGUCCAGAACAUCUCCAACUCGGACCACGUCGCCCAUUGAUAAUGCCUCUCUAUACUUCUCUUUUGGCAACAUUUUAUUUAAAGGGUACCGACAUAAGGACAUUAUAACACAUUUAUAACCCAUACAGUACACAUUUAUAACCCAUACAGUACACAUUUAUAACCCAUACAGUACACUUUUAUAACCCAUACAGUACACAUUUAUAACCCAUACGAAACUGUAUGAGCCCAUAGAGGUAACGUUUAUUUGAAGGGUGCGGUUGUUAACAUAAGCAUUCACAAAAUGCUCUUGCCCUGCUUAUGCAUGGCUUAUGUAUAGUUUAUGAAUGGGUUAUGAAUCUGUUAUGAAUCUGUUAUGAAUGGGUUAUGAAUCUGUUAUGAAUGGGUUAUGAAUCUGGUAUGAAUGGGUUAUGAAUGGGUUAUGUAUGGGUUAUGUAUGGGUUAUGAAUCUGUUAUGAAUGUGUUAUGAAUCUGUUAUGAAUGGGUUAUGAAUCUGUUAUGAAUGGGUUAUGUAUGGGUUAUGAAUCUGUUAUGAAUGGGUUAUGAAUCUGUUAUGAAUCUGUUAUGAAUGGGUUAUGAAUCUGUUAUGAAUGGGUUAUGUAUGGGUUAUGAAUCUGUUAUGAAUGGGUUAUGAAUCUGUUAUGAAUCUGUUAUGAAUGGGUUAUGAAUCUGUUAUGAAUCUGUUAUGAAUCUGUUAUGAAUGGGUUAUGAAUCUGUUAUGAAUCUGUUAUGAAUGGGUUAUGAAGUUUUUAUGAAUGGGUUAUGAAUCUGUUAUGAAUCUGUUAUGAAUGGGUUAUGAAUCUGUUAUGAAUGGGUUAUGAAUCUGUUAUGAAUGGGUUAUGAAUGGGUUAUGUAUGGGUUAUGAAUAUGUUAUGAAUGGGUUAUGAAUCUGUUAUGAAUAGGUUAUGAAUCUGUUAUGAAUCUGUUAUGAAUCUGGUAUGAAUGGGUUAUGAAUGGGUUAUGAAUCUGUUAUGAAUGGGUUAUGUAUGGGUUAUGAAUCUGUUAUGAAUGGGUUAUGAAUCUGUUAUGAAUGGGUUAUGAAUCUGUUAUGAAUGGGUUAUGUAUGGGUUAUGUAUGGGUUAUGAAUGGGUUAUGAAUCUGUUAUGAAUCUGUUAUGAAUCUGUUAUGAAUGGGUUAUGAAUCUGUUAUGAAUGGGUUAUGUAUGGGUUAUGAAUCUGUUAUGAAUGGGUUAUGAAUCUGUUAUGAAUCUGUUAUGAAUGGGUUAUGAAGUUUUUAUGAAUGGGUUAUGAAUCUGUUAUGAAUCUGUUAUGAAUGGGUUAUGCAUGGGUUAUGAAUCUGUUAUGAAUGGGUUAUCUAUGGGUUAUGAAUCUGUUAUGAAUGGGUUAUGUAUGGGUUAUGAAUCUGUUAUGAAUGGGUUAUGAAUCUGUUAUGAAUGGGUUAUGAAUCUGUUAUGAAUGGGUUAUGAAUGGGUUAUGAAUCUGUUAUGAAUGGGUUAUCUAUGGGUUAUGAAGUUUUUAUGUAGCUAUACUUAAAAUAAAAUGCGAUCGUCCUGCUCUUUUAA
Messenger RNA from Oncorhynchus nerka (sockeye salmon), 4468 nucleotides. RefSeq names its product zinc finger and BTB domain containing 41 (gene zbtb41). Gene Ontology annotation, biological process: regulation of DNA-templated transcription. Gene Ontology annotation, molecular function: DNA-binding transcription factor activity, RNA polymerase II-specific; RNA polymerase II cis-regulatory region sequence-specific DNA binding; protein binding. NCBI's taxonomy places the organism in Eukaryota, Metazoa, Chordata, Actinopteri, Salmoniformes, Salmonidae. The record is from RefSeq and is a predicted model, not a curated record. Bases 152 to 2986 code for a protein of 944 amino acids. The transcript has 11 exons.